AUGGUGCUGCGACGCGCACCUGCGUCUCGACAUGAGCGUACGCGUUCCACUAUUUCUUUUUCCGGCCCAGAAAUGGAUGUGGAAGCCGCACACGACCCAAAUGCGGGUAGCAUGCCUGCGUCUCAUUACACAAGCGCCUCUUCCUUCAGCACGUUGGAAGGGCGUAGUUACCGCUUUCAAAAUGUAGUGUCGGAGCACCGGCAAUGGAUGGAGCAUGCUCAGCCGUCUUCGUACACCGCGACCUCAGCAAUCAUUCGCGAGGACACCGCCGAGCUCGGCGAAUUGGCGCUGACUUCUGAAGACGAAAGUGGGAUUUCGCUUGCGACUGCAGAGCAGGAUGAAGAUGAGCAAGAUACGAUUUAUGCCGUGUGCGCGAGUGCCAACAGCGAAGCGGCUGGGUUGGGGACGAUGGGCACGGCGAAGCGUGCAAACCUAGCGACGAUCCCUGACAUGGACGAGGAAAGCUGGCUUAGGGAGGGUGAGCGACACACUUCGUACGACGCAGCAGACUUCCAGUACGAGAAUCCAGGCCGGAGUAUUGUUCCUGGAGAUGCCGCGAUUCUCGCCGUCAGCACGAAAUGGAGUUUGCUGCACCGACUGCGGCGCUCGGCGGCCGCGGCGUCGAAAUCGGCUUUGACCGGGGAUGCAGCUGGGGAAGAGAGAUUGACAUGGGGAGAUAUUGGCACGGCAUGUCUCGCGCCUGUGCGUCAACUACAUGUGGUGAUCCUUGGCGUGCUGCUCAAUAUCCUGGACGGUGUAUCGUACGGCAUGAUCAUGUUUCCCACGUCCUCGAGCGUGUUUUCCGACUUUGGCGGCGACGGUGUAUCCAUGUUUUUUAUGACGUGCAUUAUUUCCCAGCUUGUGUACACGUUGGGCGGCUCUAUAUUCAAGGGCGGAAAUGGCAGUAUGAUGAUUGAAGUCGUACCGUUCUUUCACAUUCUCGUGCAAGGCAUUACCCGCGUGGUCGGCGAAUCGAAUGGGCCGGCAAUUAUCGCGACCACAAUGGUAUCGUUUGCGCUUUCUGCUGUGUUGACGGGCUUGUUAUUCCUUGUGCUUGGGACGCUUCGUUUGGGUGCAUUGAUCAGUUACUUUCCUCGUCACAUCUUGGUCGGAUGCAUUGGCGGUGUCGGUGUAUUCUUGCUCGAGACGGGGUUUACUGUUACUGCGCGCAUUGAAGAAGAAGGCGGGUUUAAAUACGAUUUGGCCAGAAUGCACUUACUCAUUGCAAAUUGGACAGUGACUGCGCAGUGGGCACUCCCGCUCUUUUUUGCAUGCUUCCUCAAUUAUAUCACCGCAAAGAUCCAUCAUCCACUGGUGCUUCCCAUUUACUUUUUGAGCAUUCCAGUGUUGUUUUAUGCUGCUGCGUUUGGCGUGUUUGGUGCAAGCCUGGAGGAUUUGCAAAAAACUGGCUGGGUGUUUGAUUUGGGCGGCGCGUCGUCUGACACUGCAUUUUACCAUUACCUCACCUAUUUUAAUUUGGCAAAUACUAGUUUGGAGGCACUCUGGGCGACGCUGCCUACGCAAUUCGCUCUUGUCUUUUUUGGAAUUCUUCACGUACCACUCAACGUGCCAGCACUCGGCGUCUCUGUAAAUGAGGACAAUGUGGACACCGAUAGAGAGCUCAUUGCCCAUGGCAUAUCCAACAUUGCCGCCGGUUUUAUGGGGACCGUACCCAACUACCUAUGCUACGUGAACUCUGUGCUGUUUUACCGUGUAGGCGGUGGCUCGCGUUUGAGCGGCUUGAUGCUUGCUGGCGCUACUGCGCUGGUCAUGAUGCUCGGCCCGGGAAUGAUUGGAUACCUGCCCGUUAUGGUCGUGGGCGCUUUAAUUUUUGUCUUGGGGAUCGAUUUAGUUCGGGAAGCACUUUACGAUACUAUCGGACGUGUCAGUCGCCUGGAAUACAUUACCAUCGCCGUCAUUGUCGUCGUAAUGACGUGCUCGGACUUUGUGGUCGGCAGCCUUGUUGGAAUUGCUUUGGCUUGUCUUUUCUUUGUGAUGCAGACUUCGCGCCAGAAUGUGGUGCGUACGAUAUUUAAUGGGCAUGCUGCACGCAGUACCGUACGCCGCCAUUCUACACAGCGACGGUUCUUGGACAACAUCGGGCGCCAGACGGUCGUCGUGAAACUGCAAAGCUCGCUAUUUUUUGGCACAAUUAACUCGCUGGAACGACUUGUGCGCCAAAUGCUGGAUAUUAGUGCGUGGGGUCAAAACCCGAUACGGUUUCUCGUUAUGGACUUUACCCUUGUGACCAGCGUUGAUUUUUCUGCGGCAGAGAUGCUCACGCGCAUCCAUCGCUUGCUUUGCAACCGCCAAGUGUGUCUUGUAUUCUGUGGAAUCAAUGCGGACGGCGAUGUGGCCGCUGCACUGCGCAGUGUGGACUUAUGGGCCGAUCUCACGCCGGAUUUGGACGUAUUUGCUUCGCUGAAUGAGGCGCUGGAGUGGACCGAAAAUGAGUAUCUUCGGGAAGUUUACACGCCCAGUCACGGUCAUGUUGCAACACACACAGAACCUCCCCGCGAUUCUUUGACCGAAGAGCACGGGGGCUCCCCGCGAAACCAACACUUGCGCGAGGCGGCAAAGGAUAUGCCGCAGAUGCAGUGCAUUGCUCGCCCGCACCCUGAAAAAAUGCGCUCGUUUUCGCAAGACACGUCGCCCGAGCGAGAGCUGCACCAACGCGCGGUGAACGUUUUGGAAACCACGCUGGGGCCGUACACAGACGGUCCAGCCUAUGAAGGCGUGUUUGAUGUCCUGGCAAAAGAGUUACAGGAAAUGACGUUAAUUAAGGGCACCGUAUUAUGGGAAGCGGGCGAUGCGCCGGAUGCACUUUACUUUAUCGAGUCGGGCGUUCUUAAAGCCCGCUAUGUGUUUAUCCAAGACGACUACGAAAUCAACGAGGCCAUGCUCGCGGGCACGAUUACCGGUGAGCUUUCGUUUCUUGCGCAGCAGCGGCGAAAUACGACUGUUACUGUCGACAAGGACGCCAAAGUAUGGCGGUUGGACAGCGAGUCGCUUCAUCAAAUUGGGCGCAAAAAUAUCCACGCGCGCAGCAAAAUUAUCCAACUUUUAUUGUGCGCCACUGCAGACGAACACGAUUGUCUCAUGUCGUACCUUGUUUCGCGCCUAACUUAA
This is a messenger RNA of Malassezia vespertilionis, 3129 nucleotides long. RefSeq lists its product as uncharacterized. Gene Ontology annotation, cellular component: membrane. Lineage: Eukaryota; Fungi; Basidiomycota; Malasseziomycetes; Malasseziales; Malasseziaceae. The record is from RefSeq and is a predicted model, not a curated record. The coding region runs from base 1 to 3129 and encodes 1042 amino acids. The transcript has a single exon.